CACGUGCAACCGGGCUGCGCUCUCUCGCACCACUCUCCGGGGGUCCGACGGUCUGCCGUAGCUCCCCACCCAAGGCCGACGGCGUCUGCAAACCUCCCACCUAAGGCCUGAGAAAUGAUACAGGUGAGGUUAAAGCCAAAUUUACUCCGUGCCCAUUGUGCAAGCUACAUUUGCACCUGUUCCGUCAUCGCAAGCCCGCAAACAGGGGGUCGAAGCCAUCUAGGACAACCGCAGGCUCUGAAUAGGGGUAAGGCUGCAGAGAAGCCAAGAUACGUACGAAGCAGACGAGUUGCGGGGCCACCUUGACUAGCAACUAAACGCGUCCCAACCGACGCAGACCUACUUCCAACGGCUCAAAAUGCCUUCGGCAGUUGACACCCAAGACAACGGCCUGCACGUCGCCAUCAUCGGCGCGGGCAUCACAGGCAUCAACCUGGCGCUAGGCUUGCAAGCCCGCAACGUGUCCUUCGCCGUCUACGAGCGUGCGCCCGAGUUCCGCGAGAUCGGGGCGGGCAUCGGCUUCAGCCCCAACGCGGAGCGGGCUAUGGGCCUGCUCAGCCCCGCGGUGCUGUCGGCCUUUAAGCGCGUCGCCAACCCCAACGGCGAGGACUACUUCCAGUGGAUCGACGGCUACGGCACUGACGAGCUGCUCUUCAAGCUGCACGUGGGCAAGGACGGGUUCCAGGGGUGCCGGCGCAGCGACGUGCUCGAGGAGUGGGCAAAAUUGCUGUCCGACGGCGCGGUGCAGUUUGGUAAGGAGCUCGACACCAUCUCUUCCGAGUCGUCCGCGGACGGGAACCGCCAGCCGCUGCGGCUGCACUUCAAGGACGGCACCACGGCGCUCGCCGACGCCGUCAUUGGCUGCGACGGCAUCCGGUCGCGGGUGCGCGAGCUAAUCCUCACCAACCCCGAGACUCAAUCCGUACCCACUUCAGCGCACCCGCACUACACGCAAAAGUUCUGCUACCGUGCUCUCGUGCCUAUGUCCCGCGCCGUGGCCGCCGUGGGCCCCUACCGCGCGGGAACGCGCUUUAUGUACAACGGCCCUGGGGCACACGUCAUCACGUACCCUGUCGGCGGCAACACGGUGCUGAACGUGCUGGCCGUGCUGUCAGAUCCGAGCCCCGUCUGGCGGCCUCUGCUGCCAGGGUCUGACACAGAAGACAACAACAACAACAACAACAACAACAACAACAACGUGAUCAGUGUCAACAAACACACAGCCCCAGGCAGCAAGGCCGAGGUGGAGGCCGCGUUCGCCGCGUGGCAGCCCACCGUGCGGAGCAUUGUCGCCUUGCUCCCGGAGGAAGGCAUGGACAAGUGGGCCAUCUUUGACAUGGCCGAGCACCCGGCGCCGGGGUAUGUGCGGGGCAGGGUGUGUGUGGCGGGUGAUGCGGCACAUGCUACCGGUCCGCAUCUGGGUGCCGGGGGUGGGAUGGGCAUUGAGGAUGCGCUUGUGUUGGCGGAGUUGUUGGCUGAGGUUGACCGGCGUGUGCGUGUGCGAGCACCGGGAUUGGAGAAUGAAGAGAGGGAACUUGAACGGGGAAAAGAGAGGUUGGUGGAGACGGCGCUGGCAUUGUACAAUGCUGUGCGGUACGAGCGGACGCAGGGCGUGGUUCGCUCGACCAGGGCGGCAUGUGAUUUGUUUCAUUGGAAGGAUCCGGCCGUGGGGAGGGAUCCGGAACGGUUUGGGAGAGAGAUCACGGGGAUGUUUCAUGCGGUUUGGGAUUAUGAUGUUGAGGGGAUGGUUGUGGGGGCGCUGGCGCAGUGGGAUGCGAGGGCGGAAAAGCUGUAGGUGGAUAUGAAUGGGAGAUGUCAAUUUGCUGGUUGUUUGGAUCAACAUCCAGGGUUGUCAAAGGGAGUCUAGCUCCAUCCCUCCGGGCUAGCAUCAGUUCUUGACUACGCCAUCAGGCAGGGGACGCUGAAGGAACCAUGCCAAGUCACUCUCAGCUGGACAACGCUGUAAGUACUAGUAGCAUCUCAAGGCAACUGUGAGAUCACGAGAUUCUAUACCAGCGAUCAUUGCUUAGUAUCAGCACAAGAGCAGACUUUGCCCCUCGUCAAGCCUACGACACUAGUCCAAGUCCAUCCAUCCUUGGAUCUCGUCCAGGGUGAGGACGUAGUCACUGUUAUAGACCUAGCAGGUGUUAAUCUCAUUGUCUU
Messenger RNA from Canariomyces notabilis, 2163 nucleotides. RefSeq names its product FAD/NAD(P)-binding domain-containing protein. Gene Ontology annotation, molecular function: FAD binding. The coding region runs from base 359 to 1795 and encodes 478 amino acids. Gene Ontology annotation, biological process: secondary metabolite biosynthetic process. NCBI's taxonomy places the organism in Eukaryota, Fungi, Ascomycota, Sordariomycetes, Sordariales, Chaetomiaceae. The record is from RefSeq and is a predicted model, not a curated record. The transcript has 2 exons.